Molecule: messenger RNA, 1365 nt
Organism: Exophiala aquamarina CBS 119918
Lineage: Eukaryota; Fungi; Ascomycota; Eurotiomycetes; Chaetothyriales; Herpotrichiellaceae
Exons: 2
Coding region: 1-1365 (454 amino acids)
Biological process (GO): transmembrane transport
Cellular component (GO): fungal-type vacuole membrane
Molecular function (GO): transmembrane transporter activity
Source: RefSeq, a predicted model, not a curated record
AUGGCAGCAUCUAGAAAUGAUGAGGAGCUUGAGUUGAGCUCUUUCAACGAAGACCUAUCUCUUAAUGGAGGCCAACAGGAGCUGACAAAGAAAAAGUCCCAUGUCCUGCUGGCUUCAUCGCUCCUCCAACUUCCAAUCUGGGGUUUUGCCAUGAGCUAUGGUGUUUUCCAAGAAUAUUACACAAGCGAGCGGUUCUUGCGAGGUGCCCAAUCCGCGACCGGUGUGAUUGGAACAACGUCCAACGGCGUGGUUUAUUUGACUAUGCCCUUCUUCUUUGCCCUCUUCAGCCAACAAUGGGCUCGCUUUCGGAGAACAGUGGCUCUUUGCGGAGUAGUCGUCAGCUGUGUCAGCUUUGUCCUAGCGGCAUUCAGCACGCAUGUCUGGCAGGUCAUUCUCACACAGGGCGUGCUGGCCGCUCUGGGCAGUUCUUUGAUCUACAGCCCGACCACACUAUCACUAGGGGAAAGCUAUACCAAUAGCAAUCGUUCAGUUGCAUACGGCGUUGUCUUCUCAUGCAAAAACAUCGUGGGCGCUGCUUGCCCAUUCUUCCUCCAAUUUUUGCUGAACCACCAUGGCUUCCGCACCACAAUGCUGAUAUGGGCCGCCAUAAUCACAGUAAGCAGCACCGCUUCGAUUUUCCUGAUCCCCAACCAUGUUUCCGCCGCUUCAAGGGAGAACAUUCGAUCUCGUCAAACGCCAUGGAAGUUUCUCAACCAUGAGACUUUUUACAUCUACAGCAUCGCCACGUUGGUACAGAGCUCUGGCUACGGUAUUCCACAAACCUAUCUCAAUUCCUAUGGUCAGGAAGCUGGUUUGCUAUCCCAAACUUCCGCUACACUACUCUUGACACUUUUCAACGCUCCUGGAAUCAUCUCCAGCACUUUCUUCGGGUACUUGAGUGACAAUAAACGGUUGCCGUUCUCGGCACCUGCUGUCACAUGGAUAUCGGGCUUCUGUUCAGCGCUUUCAGCAUUCUUGCUGUGGGGUGUUGGAUCUCGUCUAAGCAUGGUCACGCUGACGCUCUUUUCCAUCACAUUUGGGUUCUUCUCCAGUGGAUACAGCGCCACAUGGGGUGGGAUUAUCAAGCAACUGGAGCGCGAGGCGGCGGACAGAAAUGAGGCAAUCGACACUGGCGUUGUACUUGGACUCUUCAAUGGUGCGAGGGGCAUCGGCUACGUGGGAGGUGGUAUUGCUGGCGUGCAGCUACUGAAGGCUGGGACUGCAAGCGUGUUGGGCAACUCAGGGUAUUCAACCGCUUACCGUGGGCUCAUCAUUUUCACGGGAAUAACGUCUGUUUUCGGUGGUUGGAGUCUGAUGUGGCGGGGCAAGAAGUAUCUGCGGUUGCUUACUGUUCGAUUAUCAUGA